Molecule: messenger RNA, 222 nt
Organism: Entrophospora sp. SA101
Lineage: Eukaryota; Fungi; Glomeromycota; Glomeromycetes; Entrophosporales; Entrophosporaceae
Source: the annotation of a GenBank genome assembly
AUGACUGCAACAAUACUCAAUGAUGUAUUUAAAUUAGCACAUAUAGAAUGUGCAAAGACACCAACUCCAUUAAAAGCAGUUCAAGAUCGCUCCAAAUGUUUAAGGAGUAUUAAAUGUGUAUUGGAUCAAUAUCUUAAUGAAGAUAUUAGUAAUGGAGCAGUUCAUGAUUCAAAAAUUCUUGGUGCUCACUUAGUUGGUGAGUUUUUCUUAAUGACAUUAUAG